Molecule: messenger RNA, 3523 nt
Organism: Pelmatolapia mariae (spotted tilapia)
Lineage: Eukaryota; Metazoa; Chordata; Actinopteri; Cichliformes; Cichlidae
Exons: 15
Coding region: 225-2567 (780 amino acids)
Molecular function (GO): guanyl-nucleotide exchange factor activity; protein binding
Source: RefSeq, a predicted model, not a curated record
AACAGGGCAGACGCUGAGGUCUUAAUGGCAAUGGGUUAAUACUCAGGACUAAACUAUUAAAACCCUUCUUCCGCUUCAUAUCCAGUACACACUGAGAGAAGCAUCAUUCGGUAUCAUUUCAUUUAUGCAUGUAACAGUUCAGCUGUUACAGAAGUUUUUUGUAACACUUUUCUUGUAUCUAGUUUUCAUUUGGGGUUUAUACAUUUUUUUCAGUUAUUUUUUUGAUGGUAGCUGCUGGAAUGGAUUCAAAAUCUAAACCCUCUGAUGCUGUGCUGGAAUCCCCAGACCUAGAUCAGAUUCUGGACAUAAUGAGUUACUCACAGCGUGGACGAAUGGACGGACAGUGUUGCACUCUAAGUCCUGCUAAAAUAGAGACUACAUCUGCAGGGUCAAAAGAUGAGAGAUCAUCCCAUACUUCAGAUAAUAAACAGGGACAGUAUCUCAACUCGCAUUUAUCGUUGCCUGGAUUUAAUUACCAAGAAAGUGGACGUAAUGAUCAUCAUUUCUCUGCACCUCAUAUCUCUGUGACUGAGAGUACUCCAGAUAGAAACAGGAAGCAUCUGUCAGUUCCAGUUGACCAAUUACAGGUUCCUUCUCAACGUGAACGCUCAAAUUCUAUAAAGUCAGAAUCACCUGCUGAACAGCUAAAGUUCAUGGAGAUGAUUACCUAUGGCCAGCGUGGACGCAUGGAGGACCAGUGCUGCUCAUUGGAUCCUAGCAAGAGUGCUCCUUGCACACCCAGAUACACAGAGAAAAAAACUGUUGCAAUGUCAGAUCCUGAAAUGUUCUUCGAUCUGUUGGCCGACACUCAGAGCCAACGGCUCGAUGACCAGCGAGUGUCGCUUCCAUCAUUACCAGGAUUACAAAAUGAAAAGGACACUUCUAUGGGAGAUUCAAGCUACUUGUGUUACAUGGUCUCUAAAGUUCAAGGCUCCAGAAUGGAUGAUCAAAGGUGUUCAUUACCUCAAAUCCUACCCCCAGAGACACCGUGUUCAUCAAACAAGGAACAGUCUGAAUCUGGUUUAAACCCAUUACGCUCAGCCUCCUUCAGCUCCAGUUCAGACAUAAAACAACUAAAAAGUGAGGAUAAAAAUCCUCAAAAACAGUUCUUGACUCCAGCUGAACAGGAAGAUCUUUUUACCUUAAUUAGUAAUUCCCACCAUGGCCGAAUGGAUGAACAGCGAUGUGUCCUAAAUGCUACACCCCAGUCCACACCUAAGCGCCAUUUCAGUCAAAGUGAAAUCCCCCAAGAUUCUGAUAAUUUCUUCAGCUUGCUGGCCAGCUCACAGGGCCGACGGCUGGACGACCAGAGAGUGUCCCUUCCUUCAUUACCUGGAAUACAGAAUGGAGGUACCACAUUAACACCCACUGCUGCUGAGACGGAUGCAAGCUACUUGUGUUAUCUGGUUUCCAAAGUCCAGGGCUCAAGGAUGGAUGAACAGAGAUGUUCUGCACCCCACAUCUUCCAGAAUCUGGGUACCCCAUCAGCUCAGCGCAAAAAUAAUCUUACAUCAGGCACAUCUGAUAAACCUCUGUGGAGGUCUGCCUCGUUAAACCGUGACAAAACUGAACAGCGUGGGCAGGUCAAUGGAAUAUCCGCAGCUGAGCAGGAGCAGUUCCUUAAAAUGAUAAGUCGCAUACAAAGUGGACGCAUGGAAGAGCAACGCUGCUUUUUACAACCCAGCAGAAGCACACCUUCCUCACCUACACACAAUGGCAGUGCUUUGAAUAAAGUACCUAUAGGCGCAGAAGCAGAGGCGUUCUUCAAAAUCAUCACCUCCAGUCAGUCGCGACGACUAGAUGAUCAGCGCGUUGCACUUCCUACCUUGCCAGGGAUAAGUGGAAAUUCUGAAGGAAAAGUAGACAUACAACGACAUACAACGGCUGAAAUCCCAGCCUCUCCACUACCACAGAUCACAGUGGCUAAAUGUACACCUACAACUUCAAAAAAGAACUGUUCUACACCAGCCUCACAACCUCAAAUGGCAUAUGGAAAGCCUGGUUCCACUGAGGCCUUACCCAAAUCUGCUUCACUUAUUCCCAAGGGAGAAUUUAAGAAGAAGUCUAAUUUCCCAGCUAAGGUAACAGUGAGUGUAUCUGUGAGCUUCACACCUCAGGAGAAGAAUGCCAAUGAGCCAGAUGCAUUUCCAGAUGUCUAUCUAACUCUUGGAGCCCCAGGGGACAACCUUGUGAUACCUCUGAGUCCAGUAUGUGGCAGGCCCUUGUCCUUUGACUUAAACCUUGUUAUGAAUGAAGAUGUUAAGUUCAGGCAUCGCUCUCCAAGCCAUUCCAGUCCCAGAAAAAACAACUCCAGGCCACCAUCUCCCAACAAAGGUGCAACUGGUAAAGCACAUCCUACAUGCUCACAUGAACAGGGGAAGCUUGUGACCAGCCACAUCAGUGCAGAUGUAAACUCCUUCUCCCUGACUGAAAAGACUCAGCUGGAGAAAGGAAUGGCUCAAGAAGGACAAAAGGGGAAAGGAGAACUUGGAAAGGUGAGGGAAAAGGCACAGCAUGGAAAAGGAAAGGGCGCUGUAAAGAAAGACAUGAAGAAGAGUGGCAAAUAAUGUACUUGUAAAUUAUGGGAUUUAAAUGUGAAAAAAAUAUGUAGCAAAUUUUUUUAUUUGUAUUGUUAAAAGCUCUUAUUAGAAAUUAUGUUGAUUCUGCUUUAUAGGGUCAUUUGAAGGAUAGUCCUUUGCUUGCUAAAUUUACAGUACAUAUUGUGUCUAUUAUGUUUUGAGCUUUGCAAAUUUUCUAAAUGUAAAUACACUGUAAGGAAUUCUAUUCUUUCUGUCAAUUAUAAUUGUAAUCUUGAAUUAAAACCUUUGGUCUGUUAAACUCUGUGAAGAUGUGACAAAAACCAAAACAAACGUGAUAAAAAAAAAAAAACCCCAACAACAAUAAAUGGGGAAUCAUUUCCUUUGGUCAGACUGAAUUCUGAACUUUAACAUCUGCAUUUAGCAUUGGAGCACAUGGGUCGUCUACUCCACCCACUGAGCUGAAAACAUGACCAUAUGAAGUGGAACAUGCUAAGCAAUAAAAAGACAACAUAAUACUUUGGAAAUUUUCACCAUUUAUUGAAGAUUUACAGAGAAAGUUGUUCAUAUUGUAUGAACUCUUAAAUGCUGCAACUGGAUUGCAUUUCCUAUUCAGCAGAGUCACUUCCCUGAAAGCAAGAGAGAGAUACAGACCAUAGAGUUAAUGCUUAUAGGGAUAUAUUGCAGUAGAAAUGCAAUAGCAAAAAGUAUUGCAACGUUGUUAUGGUAGGAUACUUUUUUUUUUAUAUUGGAUGGAUAUAUUGGAUGUAUUAUCAGUAAUAAAACAGAAGAGUGUCCUGCAAAUUGGCAUUCACUUGACAUUAACUAAUGUACUUUUCAAAUUAGAAUGUAAAAAUCAUGACUCCAAAAGUUGAUUCUGUUCAUCUGGACGUAGCGUUUUCAGUGGGAGAAAACAUGACAUUCAGUUUAAAAAUAUGUAUGUGGUUAAGAUAUAAUACUGUCAAAGAAAAUAAAAUACCACCUUU